Messenger RNA from Mesorhabditis spiculigera, 1092 nucleotides. Lineage: Eukaryota; Metazoa; Nematoda; Chromadorea; Rhabditida; Rhabditidae. The record is from the annotation of a GenBank genome assembly.
AUGGACUGCACGGAGAUGGGAUACCAGAAAGGGUUGCGGUUUCGCAAUCUUCCGAAACAAUGCCAUCAGUUGGUUCUUUCUCGAGUGGCCCUCCAGGCGCUGGUGAAGCUGCGCUAUGUGAAUAAGAUUUUCUACAAUCGUUCCCUGCUGGCGAUGGUGAUGAACAUGCGAUGGCUCGAAUUUCGAUGUGAAUUCAGCGACAAAAAUUUGGCAUUACGAUGGCAUGGAGAAAAUGGCAAUUUGGUUGUAAUGUUCACUACUCGGCGAAGUUUGGCCAGCGUUGAACCAUUCGAGGACCCGCCUACACAAGUUGUUCACAGACAACCCUGGAGGGAGCGGAAAAUCGAGUCGGCCUUCAACUACGUCUUCAACUACCGUAGCAGGGAACAAGUUCAACACAUGCUGGGUAUUUACCCCAAAAAGUCGAUGGUGGCACGGAUGGUUCUUGAUAUCCCCCGAAUGGGCCGCUGCCCAAAUCAUAGCGCAUCAAGGCAACGUUGCGAUUGCCCGACCGACAUGACGAAUAUGCAUGGAUUGUUCGGAAACCACCCGUUUGUCGAAAUACUAUCUCUCGCCGAAUAUCCCCGUAAAUCCUGGAAUUACAUGCUGGACGUCAUCUCGGCUGCCAUCGCGAAACUCGAUGUCAAUGAUAAAUCCAGAAGAUUGAUCGCCUUCAGCGCGAUCGAAUUGUGCUACCUCGACAGGCGGAAAAAAGCCAGAAGAACGCACGGGCUGUUCCCUGAAGUUGGGCGUCGGCUGGAAGGCGUCCUCUCCGACAGAUGGCAACUAUUCUCGGCCAUCAUAGUUGACGGCGAUUUCAAGAUAAUACAGGGUCUGCGUUGCCGAAGCGACUACGUGCUCCCCACUCUUUACCAGGAGUAUGUUGGAGCGGUCAGCAUCCCUAAUCCUGGCAACAAGAGUAUAGCGAAAGGGAUACGAUCGAUGCUGAUUUUGGCACAGAACUACGGUGCAGGCGUCGAAGCCAAAAAAACGGUGCACGCUGAUGCUUGUAGGGCAAAAUUUAUCAGAGCAUCGGACAAAUUGAAGCGACGAUGGCCGGAAGGUGGAGAUCAGCCGCUUCCGUUUCAGUGG